AUGAUCUCCACUGGCGAUAUCAAUACACUGCUCUUGACCCAAUUAUCGUCGCUGCUGGUGCUUGAGUACACUCAUUACCCUUUAAACAUGUCGCGACGAGGGAGCCCAGCAAAAACAACACCGCCGAUUUCUACAGCAGAGACUCCGCAACCUCGAAACCUCGAGUCGAUGCAGUCUUCUUCUGGUGAUGGCGAUUUCACCCUGGUUACUCGCCUGACGCAAGGACUAGAAGAUUGUGAUUGGAAUCAGUUGCAAGAGAAGUACACGGAUGCCAUGGAUGAACACAGCCGUGUCGAAGAUGAUUUACGUGCCGAAACUGCAAAGCUGCUCGAGGUCUUCACUGCUUGGUCUCAAACUACCGUUUUGCAAGAUGAAAAACGGGCCUUGAAACGAUUCAAGACGCAGAUGCAGCAUGUGCAGAACUCCGAAGUGAGCUUGGAGAGCAAGAAAAAACACUAUACGGACGUUGUGAAGGCUUUCCAGAGUGCCUUGGCCCUGCUCAACGAGCAGAUGAAGGUUUAA
This is a messenger RNA of Penicillium subrubescens, 522 nucleotides long. RefSeq lists its product as uncharacterized. The transcript has 5 exons. The record is from RefSeq and is a predicted model, not a curated record. NCBI's taxonomy places the organism in Eukaryota, Fungi, Ascomycota, Eurotiomycetes, Eurotiales, Aspergillaceae. The coding region runs from base 1 to 522 and encodes 173 amino acids.